Molecule: messenger RNA, 1111 nt
Organism: Maylandia zebra (zebra mbuna)
Lineage: Eukaryota; Metazoa; Chordata; Actinopteri; Cichliformes; Cichlidae
Gene: mad2l1
Product: MAD2 mitotic arrest deficient-like 1 (yeast)
Biological process (GO): mitotic spindle assembly checkpoint signaling
Cellular component (GO): cytoplasm; nucleoplasm; kinetochore
Source: RefSeq, a predicted model, not a curated record
CAAUCUCACACGCAUGCGCAAUAGUGUGGAAGGUGACAAAAUUCAAACUGGGUGGCGGGUAGUUGAAGUCGGAAGACCUAGAAGAAGAAAAUAAAGAGUACAAUAUAUUUACUGUUGAGAGCUAGACCAAAGCGUUAAGAAAAUGACAAGCACGUUGAAGGGAAUUACUCUCAAAGGAAGCGCGGAGUUAGUAGCCGAGUUCUUUUCUUUCGGCAUCAACAGCAUCUUGUACCAACGGGGCAUCUAUCCUCCAGAGACAUUCACCAGAGUUACCCACUAUGACCUGAGUCUCCUACUAACUACCGACCCCAAGCUGAAGAGCUAUCUGACUAACGUGGUGUCUCAACUUAAAGAGUGGCUGUUUGAGUGCACUGUGCAAAAGCUGGUGUUGGUGAUCACGUGUCUGGAAACCAACGAGGUGCUCGAGAGAUGGCAGUUUGACAUUGAGUGUGACAAGUCGGCUAAAGAGAGCAGUGCACCCAGAGAGAAGUCCAUUAAGACAAUUCAGCAUGAGAUCCGCUCAGUUAUCAGACAGAUAACAGCCACUGUUACUUUCUUGCCCCUGCUGGAGACGCCAUGUGCUUUUGACCUCUUGGUUUAUACAGACAAGGACCUGGUGGUUCCAGAUAAAUGGGAAGAAUCAGGGCCGCAGACCAUUGACCAGCCAGAGGAGGUGCGUUUGCAUUCCUUCACCACUUCGAUCCACAAGGUGAACAGCAUGGUGGCGUACAAGAAGACUGAGUCAGCUUAAACUUCUAAACCACAUGAGCUGUUACAGCACCGACCACUGAUUCUCAUAGAAACCAGUAGAUCUAACACUGCCGUGUCUUUGUUCACUGCCUGUGCGUGACUGGACAACGAGGACCUGUUUUCCUUUGUUGAGCUUCACUGUGUCUUAUUUGUCAAUAUGAUAAGGACAUGAAGGAAAUGUGUUCUUUCUACAUUGAUGUAAAUAUUUCUGCCACGUGGCAUUUGUCUGUAGAAAACAACUGUCUUUUCUUUAGUCUUUUGCUUUCUUUCAUUCUUUCAGUCUGUUUUAGAAAAUAGUGGUAUAUAUGUUGAACUUUUAUAAAAUGACAUAAAUAAAUGCAUUUUGCUUUUUCCCAAAGAA